Molecule: messenger RNA, 2669 nt
Organism: Dicrocoelium dendriticum
Lineage: Eukaryota; Metazoa; Platyhelminthes; Trematoda; Plagiorchiida; Dicrocoeliidae
Source: the annotation of a GenBank genome assembly
GUACUGUUGUACGUUCAUCGUCACCACAUUAUCUUGUGGAUAGGAUGGAUGCCAUGGAAAAAUCCCAUAGUUUGGAAACAUCCGUGAUUUCCUCUUUGUUUAACUUGCGUCAACUCAUGUGGACAGAAGUGUCCUCAGUCGUGUCUAGCAUAAGAGAACAAUUCGAGAGUUCCAACAAAGAACACGUAUCGGAGAUUGAAAGUGUUACGGAUCAAAAUCGUUCUCUAAAAAAGACAUUGAAUCAGCUGAACGAAAUCAUUAGAGGAAAAGAAAUAGAAAUCCAUGGAUUACGUCGACAGCUUCGAACCUUCUAUGCAAGGAGACCAAUUUGUUUUGUUUGUGGUAGCAAGAUUGCGGAUAUAACCGGCGCAUUUUGCCGGAAGGAUAUGCAGCCGGUCGUUCCCACACAAUGUCCACGAAAUCAACGCAAUUCGUUUUUCCGCAAUCUAUCGGACCGUUUUGAAGUCCGUAAGCGCUUUCGUCCUAAUGCUUCGUUGUCCGCAUCGCCUGACACCAGCGUCACUACGACUGAUAUGUCUAAACCGUUGUCGACCAACCGGGUGCUCUCUGGCGCUUCACGGCGCACACUCAAGCGCCCAUGUGUGCGCAAUUCCGGCGCUAGUUCCAUCAAGCCGACCACGUCGAUUUGUCAUGCCAAAUGUGAUCUUCGCGAGUCACCCUCCAAAAAAUGUGUUGAGUCAACGUACACUUUGCCGACGAACUGCUUGAACACUGGGCCUUCAUCGAUUUCUGAAGAAGGGACCUUUCGAGUAGAUGAGCUCAGUCCUCCCACUCGACAGUUUGACGCAUCCUUGGCCAUCCGGAAUGCGGUGAAUCAUUGUGAUCUCGGUGGUGCAGAUUCCACGCAACUUGAUUCGCUGGCCGCUAUUGGAGAUGGCAACACGACCGACGACCAAUCUUCGAUUACUCUGUCCCUUGCUCCACGUCCGUCAUACAAGUUUGUCUUCCAUCGUAUUCGCCGAAAGAGCCGUACGCAUCAAGUCGCCACACAUUUGAUGAAGCAGCGGUUUGGUCUAGGUUUGAAUGCACGUAGACGACCUAGAAUGCGCUCAGGUGCGCCUAAAAAACCCAACCGUUGCCCUCCGCAACAGAAUCCCGCUACUUUUGAAACAAACGUAUUUGCAAAUUCUUACAAUCAGUGCGUUUCGGACGACACAUUAGCGGACUCAACUUUGCCUUCCGGUUUCCUGGAGUCGGAACGGUCUAUCGUACUUGAUGGCGAACCGGCUGGAGGUGACUUUCUUCCGAAUGUUGCUGACGCUUCUCUGGUGUCAAAAAAAUCUUUACCCACUCUGGGAAGGUCUCCUACCUCACGUUCCGAGAUUGUUUUCAAAUGCCCUGAGAUUCCCGUCUCACAGAAACCCGUACCCGCAAGUCAAGUCCUCACCAGUCGUCCCGCGUUAGUCGAGCGUCAAGUCAAUACCGCUGUUCCUCUGCAUGUGCAGAGAAAGCAAGAAACAGGAAACGAUAACAAAUGCAGAUUUGGCCAAAGGUUCAAAUAAAAUAAUACGGACACCCAUGGAACUGUCCCAAGGGGACUUGCUUCCAUGCGGAUUGAUGCCUCGAUGGGUUUCACCCGCACUUCUAUGCUCCAACGGUCUGUUUCGGUGUGGAAAAAUAACAUGUAAGCCACCACCUGUUUCACAAAUGUCAUUUUCUAUUAGGGCUGUUUUAUGCAUGCAUUCCGGGCGAUGAAGCCUCAGCCCGAUCCGUCAUGCAGAUCAUUCAUCCACUGCUCACAAUACUGCACUCUGCGACCGGUUUGGAAGUUGUUUACACUUUUCUGAUAGAGGUAGCAGAACUACAUCUUCUAUCCGAGAUGUAUUGACUAGCGGCUGCCACUGUGGUUCGAUCUUGUGACUUUAAACAGCGGAUUAGUGCUUAUUGUUUGCAGAUUAUUCACGUGCUUCCAGUUUCUACGGGAUAUUGCGGGUGUCGAACAGUGAAUCAUUGUUACAUACUGGUUAUUUCCUGUGUUGAUUUGGGCUUGUGGGAUUUCCUUAAGUUUUCAGAAUUCCGAGUUGUUGCCACCCCAGGUAUUUUCGCUUCGAGCUUUUGGUUUUCUCGUUCACGUAUACAGCAUACAGAUUACAUGGCAUUGGAAGUACGUUGCCCCACCGACAUUAACCACAAGCUGGUCAACUGGAUGUAUUUCCUUGUAUUUGUCUGGCAACUGCCUUAUGUUCCGCUGAGUUUGCAGAUGCUUUUUUCACCUGUAUUACAAUGAUCCGAUGAUCAGGUGAAUUCGCGCGAGUCAAGUGAGACUGUUUACUUGAUUUUUGUUACUUAAACGCAUGUACACUGGAAUUCACGUCGCGAAUAUGCGCACAGUUCGAUGCUGUUUGUCUACCACAAACGGGGAGGUUAGCUAGAAGAACUCCAGUGUAUCUUAUCGGAUAAAUAACGGGUGCGCUUUCUGGCCAAGUUAACUCAUCCUCCUGUAUCUUUCAGUUUUUUGUCGUUGUUUCUACCCAUUCUAGGGGUUUUCCCAGCUUAUGGCGAAACAUCCGCACUUACAUACCUUACCCCAUUGGUUCAUCUAACAUUUGUCGCUUGAUUUCCUUAAAUAGCAGCGUCAAGCACCACCCGGACCAAAGAAGUCUUGAAAACCAAAUGAAAUAUUCAAUGCAAAUCAUUGCAUAUUUGCC